AUGACCCUUCCCUAGAACCCCGCCGGACUCGGACCUCCUUCCAAUUAGGUUUUUUUCUUUUCUUUUGCUGAUGGAGUCCGAACUCCAAGGCCUCAAUUCCAAACAGGCCAAGCAGGACCGCAACGACGGUCCGGCGUCCAAGGACGACCGCCCACUCCUCAAACCCGAACCGGCCUCCUCCGUCUCCGCCGAGGAGCUUCAGGAGCUAGAGAAUAAAUGCGCGGCGUACGUGCGACGCGAUGUGUACGGCACCAUGGGGCGAGGCGAAUUGCCGGUGAAGGAGAAGGUGCUGCUAGGGCUCGCGUUGGUGACUCUGGUUCCGAUACGCGUGGUCCUGGCCAUGACGGUGUUGGUGCUGUACUACUUGAUUUGCCGGAUUUGCACGCUCUUCAAAAUCCCCAAUCGCGACGAGCAGGAGCAGGAGGAUUACGCGCACAUGGGGGGCUGGCGGCAGGCCGUGAUAGUCCAGUGCGGCCGCGCCUUAUCCAGAGCCAUGCUCUUCGUCUUUGGCUUCUAUUGGAUCAACGAGUCAUAUCGGAUACCAUCGGAUUCCGAACCCAAACCCGCACCCCAGGGAAAAGAUGUUGCCGAAGAAAAGGAGCCUGAAAGGCCAGGGGCGAUCAUAUCGAAUCACGUUUCGUAUUUGGAUACCUUGUAUCACAUGUCUAAUUCGUUUCCGAGCUUCGUCGCCAAGAGAUCGGUGGCGAAACUUCCUCUAGUUGGCCUCAUCAGCAAGUGCCUCGGUUGUGUCUAUGUUCAGCGAGAGUCAAAGUCAUCCGACUUCAAGGGAGUUGCAGGUGCGGUGACUGAAAGAGUUAAAGAAGCACAUCAGAAUAAAUCCGCCCCGCCAAUAAUGCUUUUCCCAGAGGGAACUACUACAAACGGAGACUUUCUUCUGCCAUUCAAGACGGGAGCAUUCCUGGCAAAAGUUCCAGUUCUUCCGGUGAUUCUUAGGUAUCCUUACCGAAGAUUUAGUCCUGCAUGGGACUCGAUAUCUGGGGUGCGCCAUGUGAUAUUUCUUCUCUGUCAAUUUGUAAAUCACAUAGAGGUCACAAGGUUACCUGUUUAUUACCCCUCACAACAAGAAAAGGAUGAUCCAAAACUCUACGCUAGUAAUGUCAGAAGAUUGAUGGCCAAUGAGGGCAACAUGACUUUAUCAGAUAUUGGACUUGCCGAGAAGCGGGUGUAUCAUGCUGCUCUUAAUGGUUUGUUUUCCCAAUGCUAACUCGGAUCGUCAUCUGUAUAUUCAUAUGGGGUGUGCUAUCCACACACUCCAAAUUACUUCUCACACAUCCUUGUUAAUUUCUAUCCGUUGAUCUUCUUCAAUUCAUCCGAUCUGACGGCCGAAAAUUAGAAUGGUGUGUGAGAAGUAAAAUGGGGUGUGUGGUUAUCACACUCCUAUUCAUAUAUGAUUCUAUUUGUUAUAGGGAAAAAUUAAAACUGAUACGGAUUGCAGAAGAAUUAUUUUUUGGUCGGAGUAAGUUGAAACGGUAUUUUUACGAUGCGCGCCGCUGUGGAUUUAAGCUGGCAUUCUCAAAGCAGGCGUUUUCCGAUUGUUGUAUGAUCUCAGUUAACGGAGGAGGGAACGGGUUGGCGGAAGUCGAUUUAUGUCGACGAGCUUGGCUGGUAUAUAUGUUGGUUGUGAUUUUGUUUCACCAUUAUAAAGCUCUGAUGUGUGACGAUGUAUCUCAAUCUGAUCCUUUCUGGUGCAAAUUAACAGGUA
Molecule: messenger RNA, 1723 nt
Organism: Malus domestica (apple)
Lineage: Eukaryota; Viridiplantae; Streptophyta; Magnoliopsida; Rosales; Rosaceae
Product: lysophospholipid acyltransferase LPEAT1
Biological process (GO): phospholipid metabolic process
Cellular component (GO): endoplasmic reticulum
Molecular function (GO): lysophosphatidylethanolamine acyltransferase activity
Source: RefSeq, a predicted model, not a curated record